CGGGAGAGCGCACCAAAAAAUUUAAAGAUCGCUCGUUUAAACGGGAAGCUUCGUCGUGCUGCACAAACUUAAACACCCACGGCGGUUAAGAUGGAAAGCCACGACGGUCAUAUUGGAAAGCAUUGAUAUGCCCGAGCAAUUGUUGUUUUUCCUCUUGACAAUGGUAUAUCAUGCAACAUCCGUUAUAAAAGUCUGUAGUGACAAUCUUGCAAGAUAAUAAGAGGUCCGAACUCGGUGCGACAUGCCCAUGUCCGAACGUGUCGCAUUUGUUGAGCAUAAUGCUCUUUCCAACAUUUACACUGUAACGAGGCACAAGUGCAGAAGGAUCGCUACCGUAUCGCAAUUGUUGCUCACAGACCAUCAUUGGCUAGGAAAAGGUCUAAAAAACGCCAAUCUCACCACAUUCACAUGCAAAAUGGUCCAGAUCGUAAUUCCUGCGACGCAAUUGCAUCCGCAAUCCACAAACGGCGCAUCACCAAACGACUGGAUAAUGAUCGAACUACAGGGCACCCUAGCUGCUGACGGCUCUGACGACAUGGCGGGUCUGGAACUCGGCAAAAUAGAGUUGAAAGCCAAUGGAAUACCAUAUCUUUACAUUGCCAACCACAAGCUUGAAGGUCAACGUGUAGAACUCAAAAAGCCGCUCGCUUUGAUUCGUAAACGUCGAACGAUGGGAGGAAUGCAACCGCCGGACGGUGUCCUAGAUACCAUGGAUGGAAUAGAACCCAGUGCGGACCCGUCGAUAACCUCCCAAUCAGAUUCUUUCCCCUCCCUCCCUCCACCUGUCCAUCUAAACCUCUCCCUAUCCUCCAUUGCCUCCGACCCAUCGCUCUCGGUAGAGAAUGUCUCACUUGCAGAUCAACCAAAUAACUAUAGUGAAGCCACCGCCGAUCUGCGACCAGGAGGACUUGUAGGCGAGACUGAUUCCCAUCAAGCCACUGAAGCGUUGGGGCAAGCAGAGUAUGAUGUUGUUACAAUAGUGCGCUAUAAGUACUUGUUCAAAUCCCGACCAGACUAUGUACUAGAAGAGAAAUACCGUGGAUUGACGGAUUUUGCAAAGGGGUGAACGCAAAAAGUAGACAAGGCUCAAUCUGGACGUGAAGCUGUAACUCCAUUGUAUCUAACUUGCAUAUAGUAAAUAGACUAGGUAAUACGAGACGAGCUCAGGGAUUAGAAUUUGGAUAGGAGGACUAUUGCAGCAAACAUCAUGCUCUGGCAAAACCUCUGCGGAAAGCCGACUUCGUUGUCGAGCGAGAUCUUUCUAGUGUUUCUACUUUUUACAACUCACUUUCUGGGUAUACAUACAAACAAAAAUCGCCG
Messenger RNA from Spizellomyces punctatus DAOM BR117, 1320 nucleotides. RefSeq lists its product as uncharacterized. The transcript is spliced from 2 exons. The coding region runs from base 242 to 1066 and encodes 274 amino acids. The record is from RefSeq and is a predicted model, not a curated record. NCBI's taxonomy places the organism in Eukaryota, Fungi, Chytridiomycota, Chytridiomycetes, Spizellomycetales, Spizellomycetaceae.